AAUUCUGCUGCUUUUUUCUAUUAGUAUCUGAUAAACUAUUUAAUUCAUUAAAAAAAAUGAAUUCUUAGAUGUGUGACGAUUCUUCUUUUCCAUACAUUCUUCUCAACAUAUUCUCACCAGGUGUAACAGUUCUUGUUUUUCAUGUUACUCUAUCAGCCUAGCUUUUCGGAAAUUUUUAGGAUGACAUGAAAGACGGACAGGCUAGUUAGUUUUCCUCAAUCUAAAAGGUCAAUGUUUUCCAACUACAAAUAUAGAAGCAACACUCACCUCUCUUUCGAUAUCUCUGGCAAUUGUAAUUAACUCCAAUGAUUUCCUCUCGGGCUUUAUCUCUCAUGCGCAAGCCAUUCUUUCCCACCACAUGUCGCUCGUUCGGGACUUUCUAUGGUCAUGAGAACCGUAACAUUAUUCGCAGCUUCAAGGUUGCCAGCAUGGAGAUUCCGAAGGGUGGUCAUCGCCUCUCGUUAUUCAUCUCAUAUUCAACAACAGUCACAUCAGAGAGUGAAGACGAUGCUUAUCCGGAACCUAAUAAGAAGGCAAAACAAACCAAAUGGUUCAACAGAUUCUCACUCAAUAAACGGUCCAGGAACAAAAGGUCCAGGCUGACGGAAGCCGGCAGUAGUGACUGUUGCGUAAAGGACGGUCAGAAGGUAAAAAUUCACUACAAGAUCUAUGAUAUUCACACUCAUGAAGUGCGUUGCGAAACUAACCCGGAACAUGAUCCUAAAAUAAUUGGUCCAGGCGACAACAAAAUAUGUGAAGAAUAUGGAACUUAUGCAGGCUUGUAUGAUGGGAUUGUGGGCAUGCGAGUUGGGCAAAUAAGAACAAUCGUCCUUCCACCGUCUUCAGAUUUGACUGGAGAACACAAUAAGAUGAUGAUGAAGAAGAAGCACUUCGAAGAACAUGGAAUUUAUGAUGUGUGCUUGGUCGAAAUCAUCGGAUGACCAACUUGAUCUGGAGACCAAAUAAGGGGUGUCACUUCGAAGAACAUGGAAUUUAUGAUGUGUGCUUGGUCGAAAUCAUCGGAUGACCAACUUGAUCUGGAGACCAAAUAAGGGGUGUCGCGUGGCUUGUAUUUUUAGGUGUAAGAGGUUCUUCAGCUACUAGAUGUGAUGAAGGAUGAAGGACUUUAAUUUUUAGUUCACCCGUGGUUUUAGUAAGAGUCGUCUCAUUAAUAAUGAAUUCAGUGUGUACGUAUUGAAUAAUGUAUAAUUAUUAUGCUUCUGUAAGAACACGUUUGAACUAAGUAAUAAUAAUUUGAUAUUUAAGAAAAAUAUAAAUUUUUGUUUU
Populus trichocarpa (black cottonwood) is the source of this 1287-nucleotide messenger RNA. RefSeq lists its product as uncharacterized. Gene Ontology annotation, molecular function: peptidyl-prolyl cis-trans isomerase activity. NCBI's taxonomy places the organism in Eukaryota, Viridiplantae, Streptophyta, Magnoliopsida, Malpighiales, Salicaceae. The transcript has 7 exons. The record is from RefSeq and is a predicted model, not a curated record. The coding region runs from base 306 to 941 and encodes 211 amino acids.